Molecule: messenger RNA, 3210 nt
Organism: Labeo rohita (rohu)
Lineage: Eukaryota; Metazoa; Chordata; Actinopteri; Cypriniformes; Cyprinidae
Gene: rcan2
Product: regulator of calcineurin 2
Exons: 5
Coding region: 170-886 (238 amino acids)
Biological process (GO): calcium-mediated signaling
Cellular component (GO): cytoplasm; nucleus
Molecular function (GO): calcium-dependent protein serine/threonine phosphatase regulator activity; nucleic acid binding
Source: RefSeq, a predicted model, not a curated record
AUCAUUUGAAUGCCGGGAGGCGGUCAUUGGUGAAUCAAGCUGUCUGCAGUAACGUCAGGAGAUUAGUGAAUCGCAGCUGGAAUGCGAGCUUGAUUCACAAAGGCAAGAGAGGGAGACAAAGCCACCGCGCAGAAGAUACGCACACCGGACUGCCACAUCCCGCACAGCCAUGAAGGGAGAGCAUUUAUUUGCCAACAUGAGAAGCGCUCCAUUCCUCCAGCGGGUUUACCUCCUAGGAGGGGAAGAGCUGGUAGUCCUGCAGUCCACCAUGGGAGAGUCCUCACUGGGAGACAGUUUUCAACAAAUCACCGACUUUAAUGAUCUCCCCACAUCCCUCUUCGCCUGCAACGUGGACCAAUCAGUAUUUGAAGACCAUGAGGGCAAGGAAAUGUUCGAGGCGCUCUUCCUCGCAUACGAUGAGGGUGUGACGUUCCAGCAGUUUAAGAGCUUCCGACGUGUACGAAUCAAUUUCAGUAACCCCAAAGCAGCGGCCAGCGCUAGAAUAGAGCUGCACGAGACACCUUUCAGAGGAAAGAAACUUAAACUCUACUUUGCCCAGGUGCAGAACCCAGCAUCCGAAGGAGACAAUUUGCACCUGGCUCCUCCCCAGCCUUCCAAACAGUUCCUCAUCUCUCCUCCUGGCUCACCUCCAGUUGGCUGGCAACAGAUUGACGAGGCCACACCAGUCAUUAACUACGACCUGCUUUAUGCAGUUGCCAAGCUUGGCCCAGGUGAGAAGUUUGAGCUACAUGCAGGCACAGAGUCUACACCCAGCGUGGUGGUCCACGUGUGCGACAGCGACACGGAUGAAGAGGAGGAACCAAAGAACAACCCUAAACCAAAAAUCAUCCAGACCCGACGCCCAGACCUGCCAGUCUCACACUGAACUCUACAGCUCCACAGAGUCAGGAGGAUUUAUUCCCUCCACCAUCUCGCUCACAGGACCUCUGCCACCCUCCUUCAGAACCUUAUCAAACACACAACCAGGGUCUGAGGGACUCUGAUCUGUGUUUCUCAUUCAGCACACACAUGUAUACAAUACUCAAUGUGCUGUCACACAAUUUUUUUUUUUAUGUUGCAAUACUCUGUGUUAAAUAUGGCCGCUCUGUGUAACUCUUUCCCAAUCUGACUCUGUUGUAAUGUCAUCUGAUCACCAGUUAGAGGCAGCAUGUACCCGUCCCAGCUCUCACCUACAUUUCUGAUUGGCUCCUGGGCCGCGGCACAUGAUAGUGUCAGAUGUGCCUACUGGCUGAUUGCUCUUGCACCACAACUAUGUACUAUUUGUACCCAGCAAGCCAUUAAUAAUAUUACGUUUCUCAUAAGGGCAUGCUAGCCACUAAAUGUGGCUAAACACCAGCGCUGCAUGUGGCACCCUUACAAAUAUACCUUGCCUAACAAAUUUCUGUCAGAUAACCCUAGUAUGGCAAACGGUUCAGCAAAAAGUGCAGACCACAAGAAUCGUUCCUUUCAGGCCAGUGCAUGUUUUGAUAGCAAACUGUACGUUCCCGCUGUGUAUAAUUGUCUACGUGUCUCGCCGACAGUGUUCUUACAGAAAAACGAUGCUUUUCCCGAACGAUAAGCUGAUUUUGAUCGCACCUUUUGAUGGAACCUAUGAGUUGCUUCCUCAAUGUGAAUAUUUUUUUGUCGUGCUUGUGCCCUUUUCAAGAACUUUUUUUUCUGUAAGCUCCCAUUACAGAUUAGAUGACAUCAAUGGGUAAUCAGAUGUCAUUUAAAGAAGUCUGUAUUAUGCAUGGUUACUCGUUUCUAGAAUUUAAUGUAGUUGUCCAAAUCCAUAGCUCUCCUUGUAGUCUGUGAGACUUCAUUCAGUUCAUUUCUAAUCAUGUCAAAGUAAACACCUGAGACAGAUCUUCCAAGUGCUAUUACACAGUGGGUAACAAAAAGCAAAUGUUACGAAGGUGAUGUCGACCUUUCUUAAUCAGGCAGUAUCUUUUUGGUGUGCCUAAAAAAUAUCAAUGCAUAACAUCCAGGCAUGCACAAACCAUAUCCGUACAUUUGAGUCGCAAAGGCACUAUACAACCCGAGUAGUCGGCAAACACACCACGUGGAAGCAUUAGUUAUGGUAUAAAGGUUAUAUUAUUUCUUCCAAGAUAUAUAUAUAUAUAUAUAUAUAUAUGGCACCCAUCCCGGACAGUUGCAUCAACACUGUGAUGUGUCAUUACUGUGAUACUUGACUAACGCCCUAUGUUGAAGUAUUAUUGUACGAGUAUGUUGUAAAAAUAAGGAGGUUAUCAGGCUUAAACGUCUUUUCUUCAGUGUUCACGACUUACCACAGAUUUUAUAAUCUAUAUAUACCAUGUUUCCUCAAAUCCCUGUUGAAUUGGAUUGUUCCUUGGUCCAAAUGCUGUCGGUUUGCCAGUCGUCCGCCUGUGUCCAUUAGCCUGAAAGAAUGUAGAAAUAAUACACCCCAUCCCACUGAACCAGUGACUCUUGCACUGUUCUGGAAACAGGGUACUUACUGCUCUCGUUUGACAUCACCGUCUGCAUUGUGACACACAGAUGUUUCCUUAUGCUACCGCAGCCUCAAGCCUUAUUUGAUUUAGCGCUCGCAAGGUUAGCAGUGCACACUCUGGUCCGCUUUUCUGAAACAAAAAAGAGACAUAGGAUCAGUACACAUCAAUAGGAUAAAUGAGGAAACGAAUGGGACGAGAGCAAUAUAAAACAACCGAUACCAACCGACCGUCCACUGCCUUGGACUUUCCCUUCCAAUUCAUUAUUGCCUGCUAGGCCAAUCAGCUCUUCCCAUAUUCUCUCGUCACGACGACAAAAAUCUAUCGCAGUCUCACACGCUGCCAGCCUUCCUUAUCGUCAUGUAAUUUAAGAUUUUUGUAUUGUUCUGUAUUGCACUUUCUUAUUCACAUGGCUGUACACAGUAUCAUUCAGUAACUGUAUUUCCUUUUAUUUUUCAUGUAUUCCUGAAGACAUGAUAUUAUCUCUGUUCUUAAAAGUCUUUGAUCUGGAGUUAGUGUCACUGAUGUUGGGAAACAAUAUCUGUAUUGUGUAUACUCGUGCAAGACCAUUGGUGUUCUUGUCAUCUACAUGUGCGUCCUGCCUGCCGACACUAAGGAGACAUAUCUGUAUAUAUUAAUCAAUAAUAUUUUUACUGCAUUUUUGUACAAAUAUUCAUGGUAGCCAUGUACAAGUAGUUGAGAUGAUUCUUUGUUAGUAUUAAAAAAAAAGUUUGGUUUUAAA